Molecule: messenger RNA, 318 nt
Organism: Acaulospora morrowiae
Lineage: Eukaryota; Fungi; Glomeromycota; Glomeromycetes; Diversisporales; Acaulosporaceae
Source: the annotation of a GenBank genome assembly
AUGUCAAGUGGCUCUUCACCCUUUCCCGAUCUCUCUUCUCUACCGAUUUCUCAGGAGCGUUUGUCGCUCUUGAAUCGUUAUAAGGGAAGCAUAAGGCCUUUUAAUGAAUUUUUUGACAGAACAAGGUUUUCUAAGCCCAAUGGCAUGGGAAGCGUUGCUCAAAGACUCAGUUAUAACCUGACGCAUUUUCAAUCAAACUAUAUUCUCGUCGUCUUAGGACUAUUGAUUUAUUGCCUAAUUACGAAUUUUUGGCUCCUGUUAACUAUUCUUCUUCUUAUCUUUGGCUUACAUUACAUCCGUAAAACAACUGAACCAUUG